AUUUACACCUACACUUCUUGUUAGCACAUGUUUCUUUUUCACACAAAACUGCACCGUCUCUGUUACUCCAAUUAAGACUUUGUGAGGGAGACAGAUACAGAGAUACAGACUUGAAUCAAAACCCAAGUGAUAAAAUCGCAUUUCUAGUGAGAAAAAGAUGUUUUAGAUAGAGAGCUUUAGUCACGAUGUACAUCUAGAUACGUGUGUUCUUGUUUUAUGCCUUCAUAGAUUGUAAAGUUUGGUGCUUUCUUUUUUAGUUUUGGUUUCUCUUUGUUUUUUCAUCUUCUAUUACUUCGAAUUUGCUGUGAGAAAUUCUUUGGCGUUAGAUUUUGUUGUAAAGGAGGGUGCUUUGGAUCUGGGUUGGAGUCAACUCAGUGCAUUGACUCGGGAUUUGUAAUGGGUUGUGGUUCAUUUUAGCUUGUGAUUUGUCUCGAAGUGUAAUUUGACCACAAUGACUUGGAAGAGCAGAGGAGAUACAUCUUCAAAGAGUGUGGUAUCAAAGAAAUGGACUCUUCUGUUUUGUAUUGGUUGCUUCUGUGCUGGGAUGCUAUUUUCGGACAGAAUGUGGACUGUGCCUGAAGUUAAAGGAAUAUCAAGGGCAACUAGUCUUGAAGAUGAAAAGUUAAAUCUAGUUUCAGAGGGUUGUGCUCCAGAAACUAAUGUAAAGCAUGAAUCCAAGGACAUAAUGGGAGAAGUUUCAAAGACACAUCAUGCUAUACAAACUCUGGAUAAAACAAUAUCAAAUUUGGAGAUGGAGUUAGCUGCUGCGAGGGCUGCACAGGAGUCCAUACUUAAUGGUUCUCCAGUAUCAGACAACGUAAAAAUCAGUCAAUCAAAUGGGAAAAGAAAGUAUUUAAUGGUUAUAGGUAUAAAUACUGCUUUUAGCAGCCGAAAGCGAAGAGAUUCUGUUCGUGCUACUUGGAUGCCCCAAGGUGAUAAAAGAAAGAAGCUUGAGGAAGAGAAGGGCAUCAUAAUUCGCUUUGUAAUAGGUCACAGUGCGACAGCAGGAGGUAUCCUUGACAGAGCUAUUGAAGCAGAAGACAAAAAGCAUGGGGACUUAUUGAGGCUGGAGCAUGUUGAGGGUUACCUUGAAUUGUCUGCAAAGACAAAGAUAUACUUUUCUACUGCUGUUGCGUUGUGGGAUGCAGAUUUCUAUGUCAAAGUUGAUGAUGAUGUGCAUGUAAAUAUAGCUACGCUGGGAGCAACUUUAGCUAGGCAUCGGUCUAAACCCAGGGUCUAUAUAGGAUGCAUGAAGUCCGGUCCAGUCCUUGCUCAAAAGGGAGUGAAAUACCAUGAACCUGAGUAUUGGAAAUUUGGGGAAGAAGGAAACAAGUAUUUCCGUCACGCUACAGGGCAGCUAUAUGCUAUUUCAAAUGAUUUGGCCACUUAUGUAUCAAUUAACCAACACGUGUUACACAAGUAUGCUAAUGAGGAUGUAUCAUUGGGGUCGUGGUUCAUUGGAUUGGAUGUGGAUCAUAUUGAUGACCGGAGACUCUGCUGUGGUACACCGCCUGAUUGCGAGUGGAAGGCCCAGGCAGGCAACAUCUGCGUUGCUUCAUUUGAUUGGAGCUGCAGUGGGAUUUGCAAGUCCGUUGAUAGAAUCAAGGAGGUUCACCGGCGUUGUGGGGAAGGUGAGAAUGCUUUAUGGAGUGCAGAAUUCUAAUAAAUAGCUAUUCUUCCAAACUCAGGAGGAAGCAAAUAGAAAUUUGGAUAUAGAGGGAUCAUUACGUGUCAAAAUGUAAAAUGAAAGAGAUGGGUUUGGGAAAGUAAUUGCUACUGGGAUUCUGCUCCAUUUUAGGCAAGGAGCAAGCACCAAUAGCAAAAUUUAGAGAUUGUAAUUAUUUAUUCUUUAUAUGCUUGGAGAAGCCAUUUUGUAAGUUUGUCAUGGCUAAUGAAACUCCUAAAUAAGUGCCGAAGUUCUUCUGCUACCUUUAACUUCAUAAAUUAGAAGAAUCUUGAAAUUUUGUUGGGAGUAUUA
Molecule: messenger RNA, 1978 nt
Organism: Jatropha curcas
Lineage: Eukaryota; Viridiplantae; Streptophyta; Magnoliopsida; Malpighiales; Euphorbiaceae
Product: Galactosyltransferase family protein
Cellular component (GO): Golgi membrane
Molecular function (GO): galactosyltransferase activity
Source: RefSeq, a predicted model, not a curated record